This is a messenger RNA of Paramecium tetraurelia, 1044 nucleotides long. RefSeq lists its product as uncharacterized. The record is from RefSeq and is a predicted model, not a curated record. The transcript is spliced from 5 exons. Lineage: Eukaryota; Ciliophora; Oligohymenophorea; Peniculida; Parameciidae.
AUGAAAUAACCAGAGUAUAGAUGCACAGAGAAAUUAUGGAAGCCUAUUGUUAGACCUCCUAGACAUAAUUAUAGACUAAAAGAUAUGGGAAAUGAAAUAUUUAUGGUUCAUGACACAGUAGUUAAGCGAAUAGACUUUGAAAUGGCAAACAGUCGUGGAUUAACACUUCAGUGCAGCUUAUUUGAGCCUGUUAGAAUUCAAGACAAGCCUCAUGCAUGUAUGAUUUAUUUACAUGGGAACUCAAGUAGCAGAGUAGAAUCUCUAACAAUACUUGAAUAUUUACUUCCUUAGAACAUUGCAGUAUGUGGAAUUGAUUUGUCUGGUUCUGGCCAAUCAUAAGGAGAAUAUAUUUCAUUAGGAUUCUAUGAAUCAAGAGAUGUAAACGAUCUCUAUAACUACUUGCGUUCAAAUAAACCUUUUAUCACUUAAAUCGGUUUGUGGGGCAGAUCUAUGGGUUCAGUAACAGCAAUAUUAGCAGCCAGUUUGAAUACUAACUUUAAAAUGCUCGUUUGUGACAGUCCUUUUUCGAAUUUGACUCAUUUGUGCUAAGAGUUGGCAUCCAACAAUUAUAACAUUCCAGGAUGUUGUUUUAAUUGUUUUUGGUGUUUUGUAAAAUCUAAAAUAAGAAAGGAAGCUAAAUUUAAUAUUGAUGAUCUUAAUAUCGUUCAAAUUAUACAAACAUUGCAAACUGAUGUUGCUAUAGUAUUUCUAUCAGCUAAAGGUGAUACAUUGAUUGGGGAAAAGCAUCCUAAAAUUUUAUCAGAAAAGUUUAGAGGAAUAAAGGAAUUAAUCUAAUUUGAGGGAACCCAUAAUUCUAAGAGACCUAUAGAUGUGAUGAAAGGAACAGUUUAAUUCAUAAUAGCAUAGAUGGAAAAAUAUGAAUAACAUAGUAGUCUAAGAGACACUAAAGUUUCAUUAAAUUGUAAGGAUUAGAUUCCAAUCCCAGAUAUUGGAGCACCUCUACUUCAUUCAGAAAAACCAUAUAUAUCCAAGACAGAAAAAUGAUGUUAAGUUUUAUUCUAUAAUUAUAUAAUUUAUAUUUUA